GUCCGCGACGCGCAUUUGACAAGAGCGGCCGUGUCCGCGCACUAACACUAAGGUUAGUCAAGUAAACCAUGUCUGCGAGCUUCGUGGGGUCUACCAAGAGCUUCCCCUUCUCCUUCGACACGGAUGUUGAGGAGGAGGAGUCUGGGAGAACGACUCCUCAUUUAAAUAAACGUACAGGCAGCGAGAGCCCGACAGCCGCAGUAGGGGCGGAGGCGCCCCGGGAGCUGCCGAACGAACUGUCGGCGCCCUACGAGGUGCCGCAGUUCCCCAUCGAGCAGAUCGAGAAGAAACUUCUCAUACAGAGACAGCUCAAUGUCAAGGCUGCAGAAUGCGGUCAAUCAGUCCGUUCGUUCGGCGGCAGCGAGGCGGGAGCCCUGCUGGAGGAGCGCAGGGACGAGUUCGAGCACGACAUGGUCAUGCCGCACUUCCAGCGCGUCGCCAUCAGCGGGGAGGACACCUCGGGGGUACCCUUGGAAGACUUGCAACAAGCCUCCUCCUAUCUGGUGCAGGCCCUAGAUAUCCGCAAGCGCUACAUGGAGAUGUCCCACCAGAGCUUCUGCACCAUCACCGCGCGGUUCCUGCGCAACAUGGACCCAGACGCGCCCGCCAACCACGCGCCUUACACCAAGGGUCCUAGUGGACAUAUAGCGGAUCACGUGGUCCACCCACCGUUCAGGGACAAAGACCCCUGGGAAUGCCACAUGCCCGAGCCCAAGGACUACACCAUACGGCCCGACCGCGGCGUAUUCAACCUGUACACUAAGGGUGCUGAUGGCCAGGAGACAAGAGUUCCAUACGAGUACAUACCACUGUCGGAGUACAUUCAGGACAUGAAUACUAUGUGCAACAUGAUCGCGGAUGGGCCGCUGAAGUCCUUCUGCUACCGGCGCCUGUCCUACCUGUCGUCCAAGUUCCAGUUGCACGUGCUGCUCAACGAGCUGCGGGAGCUAGCUUCUCAAAAGGCCGUGCCACAUCGCGACUUCUACAACAUCAGAAAAGUGGACACCCACAUCCACGCAGCUUCCUGCAUGAACCAGAAGCAUUUACUCCGCUUCAUCAAGAAGACCCUCAAGAACCACGCAGACGAGGUGGUGACGCUGCACAAGGGCGUGCCCAUGACCCUCAAGGCCGUGUUCCAGUCCAUGAACCUUAGUACUUAUGACUUGACUGUGGAUAUGCUGGACGUGCAUGCAGACCGCAACACGUUCCACCGAUUCGACAAGUUUAAUGCCAAAUACAACCCCAUCGGCGAGUCACGGCUGCGAGAAGUGUUCCUCAAGACAGAUAACCACAUGAACGGCAAAUAUUUCGCUAGGAUUAUAAAGGAAGUAGCCUCAGACUUAGAGGAGAGUAAAUACCAAAAUGCGGAGCUACGUCUAUCCAUUUACGGCAAGAGCCCGGACGAGUGGGCCAAGCUGGCCAACUGGGCCAUCCAGUACGACGUGCACUCGAACAACGUGCGGUGGCUCAUCCAGAUACCUAGGCUUUACGAUAUUUUCAAAUCGAACAAGAUCAUGAACAACUUCCAAGAGCUGCUCACUAAUAUUUUCCUGCCAUUAUACGAAGUCACCAAGGAUCCCAAUAGUAACAUAGAGCUGCACAAAUUCCUUACGCACGUGGUCGGGUUCGACAGCGUGGACGACGAGUCCAAGCCCGAGAACCCGAUCCUGGACCCCGAGGUGCGCGCGCCGGGCGACUGGGACGACGAGGAGAACCCUCCCUACGCCUACUACCUCUACUACAUGUACGCCAACAUCACCGUGCUCAACCACUUCCGCAAGGAGCAAGGGCUGAACACGUUCGUCCUUCGCCCGCAUUGUGGCGAGGCUGGUCCCGUGCAGCAUCUCGUCUGCGGGUUCAUGCUCGCUGAGAACAUCUCCCACGGACUGCUGCUGAGGAAGGUUCCCGUACUGCAGUACUUGUACUACCUGACCCAGAUCGCGAUAGCCAUGUCUCCGCUCAGCAACAACUCCCUGUUCCUGAACUACCACCGCAACCCGCUGCCGGAGUUCCUGGCCAGGGGGCUCGCCAUCACGCUCAGCACUGAUGACCCGCUGCAGUUCCACUUCACCAAGGAACCGCUGAUGGAGGAGUACAGCAUCGCGGCGCAAGUGUGGAAACUGUCUUCCUGCGACAUGUGCGAGCUGGCGCGCAACUCCGUGCUCAUGUCCGGCUUCCCGCACGAGAUGAAGCAGUACUGGCUGGGGCCCAACUACAUGAAGGAGGGCGUGGCCGGCAACGACAUCACGCGCACCAACGUGCCCGACAUCCGCAUCUCCUUCCGCUACGAGGCGCUGCUGGACGAGCUCACCAACAUCUUCAAGGAAGGGAUGUCCACGCGCCAGAUGACCGCUGCGUCUCGCUCGCGGCGAACUGUCACUGAACCGGGCCCUGAAAACCACAUUGGCAAAUAAAUCCCGGCACUCUUUGUAUAGGGGGUUGCCACCUUUUAUUAGAUACGGCUUUUUCCAAAAUUGGGUGUAAGAAAUAUAGUAGGUACACCGCAGGAAAUAAAUUAUGAUCGGCACUUAUGGCUAUAUCGUAACCUUAAAUUUCCUUUUUCAAUAGAUUUUUUCAACUGAGAACCAAGCCAAAAUAUAGUAAUAUCUGGGUGGCAACCCUAUUCCAUACCAAAGGGUCAUACAUAGGUUCAAGUUCUAAAUUCCUCACUUACAAGGCACCUGAUGUCUAGCAGCUAAUAAAAUUAAUUCAAAAUUAUUGCUGCCACGCAUCUUGUAAUACAUACAUUGAGCGUUUUAGAUAAUAUAUAUAUUCACUUUAUGUUAGGCUAAAUACCUACUACGUCUAGAGUCUAUUUUUCGGCAGUUAAAGAGUUAAUUCGUUCGUUCGCCUGUGUAUGACCUCAAAAAAUAUAUAUAAAAAAAAAACGUUGUAAAGAGUUUGAUAUGACUCUUAAUAAUUAAGAUUAAAUCAUGUUUCAUUCUAUGUAGUUGUUAGGUAUUCAUUUUGUAAGUAUCUUUUGUUUACUAUUUGAAAAUCAUGAUAGGCAAUCGUUGCCCCAAAAAAAGUGUAAUGUUAAUGUGAUAAAAAGUUUCCCAUGUGAUAACUAGACGAAUAUAAAUGAAAGUGCCAUUACAUUCCUUGUUGAAGUUUCACGUUUCCUCUAUGGGUGGAUCAGUAGAAUAGGAAUUCUAGCACGAAUGCUUAAAAAAAUAUACGGACAAUUUUAUUUGUGCUAUUAUAUAGGUUUAUGCAUGAAAAUACCUAUCAAAAAGUUAGCAUUUCGCAAUUAAAUAACAUAGUUGCUUUUUUCUUUUAAUUUAUGCUUGUAAUGUGACCCAAUAUUUCGUGCAAGAAUUCUUGUGUCCUUUACCCUGAUCCAUCAUCCCUUUAUCUAAUUACCAAUUAGGUAGGUAGGCGUAGACAAGCGUUUUAUCUAGAGGACUACUUUUUCGAAACCUAUCUCUCUAUUAUUUUUUACUUACUUAUAAGAAGAAAAUCAUUAGGUUUUCCCAUAUUGAACGGCUCCUUUCCACAUUAAUCCAGGGACCGAAUACCGGUAUAUUUUCAUACAAAUUAACCGGUAUUCAAUUGGGGUCUCUUGGUUGUUUAUGUAUAUGUUUGCACUUAGUUUAGCCAUAGAGAAAUAUAUAGUAAGACAAGAGUGCUCACUCCAUACAUCAGUUUUGGUACCAAAAAUAUUAAUAUUUUCAUAGUCGCCAUCUAGUAUCGAGUAGCGGAAUUAUCAGUACCGCUAUUCGAUACUAGAUGUCUCUCGAGUGGCGACCCACGAAAAUUGAAUUGAACAACAAUUUACAACUAAUAUUAGAAGCAGGAGUUGAAAAUAGAGUUCCGGUUAAUCCGUUUAUAAUAUUAGCUGAAAAUUGUCGAGCAUUAGACUUUUCGGUCGCCGCUACAUCUAUUGUCAAGUAGCAGUACCGAUAAUUCCGCUACUCGAUGCUAGAUGUCGACUAUGAAAAUACUAAUAUUUUUGGUACCAAAACUGAUGUAUGGAGUGAGCACUCUUGUCUUACUAUAUAUUUCUCUAUGGUUUAGCUAUUAUGUUCAAUCAUUAUCCUUACCUAAAUACUAUUGUAUAAUAUCAAAGAAAUAAUUUGAAAAUUUUGAGAUAUUUUGAUUUUUAGUUAUACCGGUAGCGGUCCCUGCAUUAAGCCCGUAUAUAAUAAAAGAGAGUUUGUCUUACGAAAUCAAAUUGAAUAAUCCCUAAAUAUUUAAAACUUACGUUAAACGAAGGGUGGUGUUCAAAGUCACAAUCAAUUCCAUGUGUACGUUAAUAGUUAUUUGUUUUACAAGGGGGCAAAGUUGUUGUUUAACCGCUCGUGCUAAUAUUGAUACCCGAGCAAGCGAAAGAUUCCAAAAUUGAACCACGAGCGUAGCGAGUGGUUCGAAAAAUGGAAUCUUGAGCGUUGCGAGGGUUUCAAAGCACGAGGGUUAAACAAAAUUUACCCCCGAGUGAAACACAAAAUUUUUCACCACACCAACCCGAAGCAAAUAUUAAAUGUAAAAUAUCAAACAAAAUCAAAUCCAAAUGAAUGUUAUUAAAUAUUUAUCAUCCAAAAUCAUCAUUUAAAAGUCAAUUCUACCAGCAAAUAUAAGAAAACAACUCAAAAUUUGCAUUUGAUUACUUUGCCUCACAUGUGGAUAAAAUGCAACUUUGCUAUUCGUUUUCGAAGUGCAAAGUAAGCCUUUCCGAGCUGGUGUGGUGAAAAAUAUCUUUAGUCACUUUCAUUUUCUACCAUGGACGAAUAAUAAUAACCACAUAGCGUCACUAUAGUAGACCCAAACCAAACGGACGACUGGGAUUAUAUCUCUAUCUCUCUCACCCCACCUUCAACCAUGCGAGCGUGAAUGAGAAGAUUUACGACCCCGGUCGUCCGUUUGGUUUGGGUGUACUAUAGCACAUACAUUGUUACGGAUAUUGUACUUAGUGGUUUUACUAAUUAAUCUAAUUAUUUAAUACUAAUAUUUAAUAAUUGUUAACCUAUUAUUAAUUUCAUCUCAAGGUGCUCGCUUAACUGACCUCAUAUCAUAACUACAUUACUAUGUAAUCUUACUCACACCAGCUGAUCUCAUCCGAUUUCUGAUGUUGUGUUUUGACUAUUUGCUCCUUCUUUGAAAUUAUUUGAUGUCUGGUAAUUUUUUUACUAUUGAUCAUAUUUAAUUUUGUGGAUAACUUACAAGCAGAAAUUCAAAUAAUUUCAAGUAAUAAAUCACCUUGAUAUAAAUCAGGUUGUGUAAGGUCAGGUAUAAGGGUUAUUGUCUUUUUUAUUGUUCACAUUAUAUACCUACGAAACAACUCAGAAGAAAAUCUGAUCACAAUCGCAAUAUGGAUGUGUCCGAUUUUUUUAGCUAAAAGUACUUACUUUUAGUACAUACUUUAUCAUACACUUUAUGAUAUGAUAUAUUUUAUAGACGCACUAAGUAGUGACAGGAUCUAAAGCCUUUCAUUUGUUGUGGAGCAGUGUGACGAAAUUAUACAUGUGCUAUCUGCAAAUGUAUAAAUACAUCACCCUACUCCUUUUAAGAUGUCAAUACAACGAUUUUUCUCUCCAACUUUGUUAUUGUGAUCAAAUUUUGCAGUAAAAUAUUUUCCGACCUAUUUCGUACCUUGUUACAGUGACUAUCAAUAAAUAAAUAAAAUAAAUCGCUAGAGACCUCAUACUAUUCUCACUGUGACAAGGUACAAAAUAGGUAGGAAAUUAAAUUAAAACUGUACUUUGCAGUUGCGGCGGGGGCUACAAUAAUGUAUUGAGCUUUAUUUGGUUGUGUUAGAGUCGCUUAUUGUUUGUCUGUUCACGUUUGAGUAAAAAUCAAGAAAAAUACCUAUUGAUGGGCAUUUAUAUCAUCAUCGAGUACAUUUUGAAGUUCUUUGAACUUAAAAGAGCGAAAAAUGGACAAUUAGUUAUUUGUACUCAAAUGCCCUUUGAUACAAAAAACACAUUAGUGUUAUUAGUGGUGUUUUAAAUGUACCUAUAUAGCUAUCAUGAAUAUGUUAUAAUUAUGUAAAUGAAAUGAAAAAUUAAAUUUUUGACCUUAGAAGUCGCGCUCGACAAGUAAGACUAAAAAAAUAUAAAAAUAAGUAACGAUUGUUAUUCGUACUUAAUUUAUACCUAUUUUAAAUCAUAUAUAAAUAAGUAGACAUUUUGCAACCAAUUUAAUUUAGAUCAUAUACUCGUAUCUAUUAUACAUACCUAUAUUAUACGAGUAAUAUAAAACCUCGAAACCAAAUGGAAUAUUAAUGUUGGAAAUAAAAAUGUAUCACCAAA
This is a messenger RNA of Cydia fagiglandana, 6248 nucleotides long. RefSeq names its product AMP deaminase 2-like. Gene Ontology annotation, molecular function: AMP deaminase activity. The transcript is spliced from 16 exons. NCBI's taxonomy places the organism in Eukaryota, Metazoa, Arthropoda, Insecta, Lepidoptera, Tortricidae. Gene Ontology annotation, cellular component: cytosol. Gene Ontology annotation, biological process: IMP salvage; AMP metabolic process. The coding region runs from base 69 to 2414 and encodes 781 amino acids. The record is from RefSeq and is a predicted model, not a curated record.